UAGCCAGCCAGCCAGCCGCUGCCGUUCUCUCUCUUAUUAGUACGCCCCCACCCUCUCCCUCUCCCACAGUCCCACGACACCAACAGCCGAGCCAACAGCAACAGCCCAGCUAAGCCCAGCUCGCCCACCACCAGACGUACCACGUACAGAGCUAGCAGCACCAUCCAUGGCCGCGGAGGAGCCCAAGAAGGUGGAGGUGGAGGCGGCGCCGGAGCCGGAGGCCGCACAGCCAGCCGUCCCGGCCGCGGAGCCCGAGGCCCCCGCCAAGGACGUCACCGAGGAGAAGGCCGUCAUCCCCGCGCCCGAGCCGGCCGCCGAGGAGGAGAAGCCCCCCGCCGAUGACUCCAAGGCCCUCGUCGUCGUCGAGAAGGUUGCAGAUGAACCUGUUGCUGAGAAACCCACAGACGAGAAGGCUGCACACGGCGGCUCAAAUGACAGAGACCUCGCUCUUGCAAGGGUGGAAAGUGAGAAGAGGAACUCUUUAAUUAAAGCAUGGGAGGAGAAUGAGAAGACAAAGGCUGAGAACAAGGCUACUAAAAAGGUAUCUGCUAUUCUCUCAUGGGAGAACACCAAGAAAGCAAACAUAGAAGCUCAACUGAAGAAGAUUGAGGAGCAAUUGGAAAAGAAGAAGGCGGAAUACGCAGAGAAGAUGAAGAACAAGGCUGCAAUGAUCCACAAGGAGGCCGAAGAGAAGAGAGCGAUGGUCGAGGCAAAGAAAGGGGAGGAACUCCUCAAGGCCGAGGAGAUGGCCGCCAAGUACCGCGCCACCGGCCACUCUCCCAAGAAAGUCAUGGGAUGCUUCGGGGCCUGAAGCAAAAAACGUUCCUAGUUCGCAAAUGGAGCAAGAGUGAAUGAAGUGUUCAUCCGUGGUUGCUUGCUUGCUUCCUUGUUUCUUUCAUCCCUCCCAAGUGUGUAGUGUGCCUUGUGUGUAAAGUCUGCCGUCUCUGUAUAUACACAUUGCUCCCAGGACAGGUGCUCGGUUGUGUACAUCUUUGAUGCUUGACAAGCAACAUUCUUAUGUGUAGUUAAGAAAGCCACAUUUGUUAUUAUUGUUGACAUUAAAGCAGUCGUUUUUUGGUCU
This is a messenger RNA of Aegilops tauschii subsp. strangulata, 1081 nucleotides long. RefSeq names its product remorin. The record is from RefSeq and is a predicted model, not a curated record. NCBI's taxonomy places the organism in Eukaryota, Viridiplantae, Streptophyta, Magnoliopsida, Poales, Poaceae.